Messenger RNA from Nerophis lumbriciformis (worm pipefish), 4551 nucleotides. Its product is annotated as plakophilin-4-like. Gene Ontology annotation, biological process: cell-cell adhesion. Gene Ontology annotation, cellular component: plasma membrane; nucleus; cytoplasm. Gene Ontology annotation, molecular function: protein binding. NCBI's taxonomy places the organism in Eukaryota, Metazoa, Chordata, Actinopteri, Syngnathiformes, Syngnathidae. The record is from RefSeq and is a predicted model, not a curated record.
AUUUCCGCGCGGACGCCGCCAGAGGUUGAAGUGCAUCCCGGCUGGAGAACGCACACGCGCGGUCACGUACGUGCGUACGCGCUCGUGCACGCGCACCCGCUACUCGCCGUUUUUUUUUUUCGGACAUGUAGCGGCUGCCGCGGAGGAGGAUGGACGUCUAACAAGAGGACAGCUGUGGCCUGCCUGCCUCCCGCAGCGACAUCUGGCCCGCGGAGUCGCACCGACUGCCUCGGCGCGUUUCACCGCAGCGGCCGGCUCGCACACAGCAGAAGCAGCGUCGAGGUGCGGGAGAUGGAAGAAGGAGAGGGGCCGAGUGGCUGCAGCCUCCCACCCAACACCACCACCACCACCACCACCAACCUACUGGCGUCUGUCAAAGAGCAGGAGCUGCAGUUUGAGCGGCUGACGCGGGAGUUGGAGGAAGAGCGUCAGAUGGUGGCGAGCCAGCUGGAGCGCUGCAUGCUGGAAGCUGAGUCGCCAGCUGCAGACAGCAGUAGCUCGUCUGAGAAGUCGUUUGCUUGGAUGACUGCCGAAGGAGACUCCCAGGGCGGCGCCAUACCUGGAUGUCAAGCUGGGCGCCAAGGGGCCGAGGAGGGCCAGUACCUGCCUGAAGUGGACCGUGCAUCUCUGCAUGACAGUGAGGGCUCGGGCGGCCACUCGGCUCACGUGACCUCCUAUUCAGACAGCGGCUAUCAGGACAGCAGCGUCAGUUACUACAGCAACCAGAAUGUUGUGCGUUCGGAGCCCCGUGCGUCUCUGUCAAGAAGCCCGAGAGCUGAGGGUCAAGCAUCAGGGCAGCCAUCUGGUCGGGUCCUACGACGGAUGACAUCCCUACCCUCCAGGAGUCAGUCUCCCGGCUGCGCCACAGCCGGCACGGUCUCGCCUUCUCGCAUCUCCCUGCGAACGUCCCAGGGCAGCACCUACGACUCACCUAUCCUCUCGGAGCCCAAACCGCUGGCCGCCGUCUUCCCUGGGACCACCAUGCCACCCUCCUGUCCGUCGCCUUCUUCCCCAGCUGACGGCACGCAGGCCUUGGGUGGCAUGGGAGUGGGCGCCGGGGUCCGUCUGGGCUCCACUCUGUCCCUCAUAGAGGGGAGGGGCAUGUCGGGGUCACCGCUGCGCUCUGGAAUGACCGCCGUGCCCCAACAUUACGGCUCCACACUGCCCAGGCAGAGCCAGUCUCUGGCCUACGGAGCAGACCCAUACGGCCUGUACCAGAGGAGCGCCCUGCCCCGCCCUGACAGCCUCAUAGGCCUUCACAGCACCUACGCCUCUCAGUCAGGACAAAUCGACCCCGAUCUGAGAGCGGCGUUGUCUCCUGAUUGUCACAUGACGCCAGUGUUUGACGAGCACACCUUCCACAGCCCGCUGUACCACAGCCCCUCUCACGACCUGCAGGGCUCCCUGUAUGGGACAGGCGCAGCUGUGGGGACCCUCCCUCGCACCACAAGCCACUGCAGCACGCUGCCGUACCAAAGAAGCAACUACGGACUGAAUAACGCCACCGUGUACGUCGAUUCCUUCAGGGUCCCCGGCGACUCCGUUUUCUCUCACCGGCACUCUAAUCUGGUUGAGCGGAUGGUCACCCGCACGCCAUCCAUAGAGAGCAUCCACAAAGACCCCAGGGAGUUUGCGUGGCGAGACCCCGAGCUGCCGGAGGUCAUCCAUAUGCUGCAGCACCACUUCCCCUCCGUGCAGUGCAACGCCGCCGCUUAUUUGCAGCACCUGUGCUUUGGAGACAACAGGACCAAAGUGGAGGUGUGUCACCUGGGGGGUAUCCAGCACCUGGUAGAUUUGCUGGACAACAAGGCAGGGGAGGUGCAAAAGAGCGCCUGCGGGGCCUUAAGGAACCUUGUGUAUGGAAAAGCCACGGACAACAACAAAGUGGCGCUGAGGAACUGUGGUGGUGUUCCUGCGCUGCUGCGACUCCUCAGAAAGACAACAGACAAUGAAGUCCGUGAGCUGGUGACUGGUGUCCUGUGGAACCUGUCCUCCUGCGAUGCAGUGAAGAUGACCAUCAUACGUGACGCCAUGGCCACACUGACCAACACAGUGGUCAUCCCCCACUCAGGGUGGAGCAGCCUGUCACACCGUGAUGAACACAAGGUCAAGUUCCAGUCCUCCCUGCUGCUGCGAAACACUACUGGCUGUCUCAGGAACCUGAGCUCUGCUGGCGAGGAGGCGAGGAGUCAGCUGCGCUGCUGUGAGGGUCUGGUGGACUCGCUGCUUCACAUCCUUAAAGCCUGCGUGAACACCUCCGACUACGACAGCAAGAUUGUGGAGAACAGUGUGUGUGCACUGAGGAACCUCUCCUACCGGCUAGAGGUGGAAAUGCCUUCCUCUCGUCUCCUUGGCAACCAGGAGCUGGACACUCUCCUGGGAUUCUCCUCCCCGGCCAAGGAGCUGGACUACAUCUGCUGGGGCAAGAGGAGGCGCGGGAGGAAGAGGAGCAGCUGGCAAGAUGAAAAAUGGGACGGCAUGGGGCCCAUUCCAGGGUUUUCCCAGCCUCUGAGGGGCGCCGAGCUGCUGUGGCACCCGAUGGUGGUGAAGCCAUACCUCAACUUGCUCGCUGAGAGCUCCAACUCCGCCACGCUAGAAGGGGCUGCUGGAUCGCUGCAGAACUUGUCUGCCGGAAACUGGAAGUUCUCGGCCUACAUCCGAGCAGCAGUGCGCAAGGAAAAAGGUUUGCCCAUUCUGGUGGAGCUGCUGAGGAUGGACAACGACCGCGUGGUCUGCUCCGUGGCCACCGCCCUCCGCAACAUGGCGCUCGAUGGCCGCAACAAGGAGCUAAUAGGAAAGUACGCCAUGCGGGAUCUGAUCAACCGGCUGCCCGGCGGGAAUCCGUCAGUGCUGUCGGAUGACACGGUGGCGUCCGUCUGCUGCACGCUGCACGAGGUCACCAGUUGCAACAUGGAGAACGCCAAAGCGCUGGCCGACAGCGGCGGCAUAGAGAAGCUGGUGGAUAUUAGCAAAGGCCGGGGCAAAGGGUUCUCUAUGAAGGUCAUGAAAGCAGCAGCUCAGGUGUUGAACACGUUGUGGCAGUACAGAGAGCUGAGGAUGCUCUACAAGCAGGACGGAUGGAACUACACCCAUUUUGUCACACCGGUCUCCACUUUGGAGCGAGAACAUUACCGUUCGCAGCCGACGCUCCCCACCAGUCCCAUUCACAUGUCCCCCGCCAUCCAGUCAGGUGGGAGCGCUACGUCCUCACCAGCGAUGCUCGGGUUCAGGAGACACAGCUCAAACUACCCGAGAGCGCAGUCGUCUAUGCAACUGGACACAUACUAUGGAGACAACAGUUUACACAAACGUCAGUACACAGGGUCAGACAAGACGACACCUUAUUUCAUCGACACAUACUGCUCACAGUCUGGAGACAAGCUGAGAAGGUCCCAGCACCCGGAGCAGUUCUACGACGAACCCGACAGGAAGAACUACAACAGACUAUACUUGUCGUCCCCGCACGGUUACGGCGUGGAGCACUUGGACGGCGAGCCGGUCCACCUGACCCCGUCCUCUCCUGACGGCUACAACGGCCAGGCGCUCCAGUUUAAAGCCAACACCAACUACGUGGACUUCUACUCCACCACGCGCAGGCCUUCAAACAGGGCCAACAAGUUUACCGGCUCCCCCGACUCCUGGGUGUAAAAAAACAACAAAGUGUUUGUCCGUGCGCCAAAAACUGUGUGCACCUUUUGGUGUUGAACUCGUGCUGAAAGGUCAGGGCUGGUCUUCCUUCAUGCAGCUUUGAAUACAAACCAAAACGGCGUCUUGUCUCGUGACCUUUUAAGAGAAAUGGCGAGGACGCAGAGAGAUGCUGAGUCAGUGAGCAACUGACUGAACAAAAUGCUGAUUUCAUCAAAAGGUGCCAAAGACGGGAGGUCAAAGGUGUUUUAGUAAGCCGAGCCCUGACUUUAGUGUUUGUCUAAUGCCAUCCUUUAUCUCUGGGGUACAAGUGUGCCUAUUUGUUGGCUUCAUCACGUGAAUACGUCACACUUAGAAUCACCAGAAGGGACACGGACGCCACAAACUGGAUCAGCGUACCGUAUUUUUCGGACUAUAAGUCGCAGUUUUUUUUUUCAUAGUUUGGCCGGGGGUGCGACUUAUACUCAGGAGCGACUUAUGUGUGAAAUUAUUAACACGUUACCGUAAAAUAUCAAAUAAUAUUAUUUAGCUCAUUCACGUAAGAGACUAGAUCAGUGGUUCUUAACCUGGGUUCGAUGGAACCCUAGGGGUUAAGUGAGUCGGGCUCAAGGGUCAAGACACACCCGACUCAUCGUGUAAAUAAAAACUUCACCCUAUACCAGGGGUCGGCAACCCGCGGCUGCGGAGCCGCAUGCGCCUCUUUGAUCACUCUGAUGCGGCUCAGCUGCAUACUUGCUGACCCCCCCGAUUUUCCCGGGAGACUUGCGGAUUUCAGUGCCUCUAUCCGAUUUUUACCCUUACAGUAAUAAUAAGGGCGUGCCAUGAUGGUACAGCAUUUAGCACCCUCUACAAUCUGUAUAAACGGCAUGUCACCCCAGCCUCUUGUUAUAUGCAUCUUCUGCUUGC